This is a messenger RNA of Quercus lobata, 1078 nucleotides long. RefSeq lists its product as uncharacterized. NCBI's taxonomy places the organism in Eukaryota, Viridiplantae, Streptophyta, Magnoliopsida, Fagales, Fagaceae. Bases 471 to 1010 code for a protein of 179 amino acids. The record is from RefSeq and is a predicted model, not a curated record. The transcript has 3 exons. Gene Ontology annotation, molecular function: nucleotide binding.
GGCACUAUGAAGGAGAGAUUAAGGACCACCACCAUGUUAGACCAUCUCCCAUCUUCAACCCAGCCUCUUGCCACCAUGUUAGACGAAGCAGAACCCAGCGGCUCUGCCAAGCCGUCGAAUUCCUUCUUGGUACUGAGCAGCGACGACGACGAUGACAAAGCGGCAAACGAAGAUUUGAGCCUAAAGAUCAUCGAGAAGGCGCUGUUGAUGCGCGCUGCCAAGUUGGUUCCCGACGCCGUCGUCCAUUGGUUCUUUUUACUCGUGAAAAAAAGGAAGAGACUCCAUUGUUAAAUAACGGCCAAACCAGCCACUAGAAAAUAGAAUGCAACAGUCACCUAACUUUAUAUCUAAGGUAAAACUAACGCAUACAUAAAGUGUAAGAGUGUGUGAGAAUCUCAAGUCAACUAUCAACCAUAGCUGCAGCUGUAGCUAUAAGCAGCACAGUGAAGUACGGGAUCAUAGGUGUGGGAAUGAUGGGCAGAGAACACCUCAUCAAUCUCCAUCAUCUUCACACCGAAGGCGUAGCUGUUUUUGCUAUAGCUGACCCCCAUGUCCCUUCCCAAGACCUUGCCCUGCAAUUAGCUCAAUCCUUUAAUUGGCCACUGAAGGUUUUUUCGGGGCACCGGGAGCUAUUGGACAGUGGUCUCUGUGAUGUACUAGUUGUGUCAACACCAAACAUGACCCAUUAUGAGAUUCUUAUGGAUAUCAUCAACCACCCGAAACCCCAUCAUGUAUUGGUGGAGAAGCCAUUAUGCACCACAGUUGCUCACUGCAAAGAGGUUGUUGUUGUGAACGAUAAAGAGGAGGAGGAGACAGUGGAAGCCUCAAAUAGAGUUGAGCCUAUUGAUCUAAAUGCUGUUGAAAUAACCGACAACAUUGUGUUUCGGAAGCUUCUUGUGAGUUCAAAUAUUUGCUCUCAAAUGCCAAUUUUGAAAAUACAAUUCCUAUUGAAAGGCUUAGUUUGGUAUCUCUAUGAUUUCCAUUCUCUCAACGGGGCCAAGGUAUUUUGAUCCCCUAGAUAGCGGUUGGGGAGCAUGCUUUAAUUGUGGUGAAGGUCAUACAGUGGCAAAUUGUACAG